GUAAAAUUAACUUGUCCAAGAUUUCACAGAUAAUAAAUAAUAAAGUCAGGGUUAGACAAUAAAUGAGGAUGCCUUUUGUUCACCAUUAUUUAUUGUUUUGUUUUCCUUACCCUCUCUUUUAUAUAAACUCCCCAUUCCCAACCUCACUGUCUCUUGCCUCUCCUCCUUCAGAGAAUGCUGAAGGAUUUCCCUGAGCUGAAAGAAGCAGUGCAACAGUCUAUCCCUGGAAGUCGUUUCCCAUGGCCAGAUCUCUGGAGGAGGUGCCAGGCCAGCUUGUGCCUUGGUAUAGGUUAACGGCCUUUGCCUUCUCUCUUCCCAGGCAGACUUGGGGUGGGCCCCAGGCCCUGUUCUGGCCUCUCUUCCUCCAGCUUGGGUGGAAAUGGUGACGGAGAUGAUGCAGUCAAAGCCCGGAAGGGUGGAAGCUGGGAGGGUAAAAUUAGUAACUCUGGCUGAGGCUCUUGGGUCCCACUGCCAGGGUCAGACAUUCCGUGGAAUGCUGGCUCCUGCCCCCACUUCCUCUCCAAGUCACCUGGUAGAUGGCUAGAAGAGAAAGUGGAGGGAAAUCCUGCCUUCCUGGGUCUCCCUCCCUACCUUCAGCCACAGUCUUCUCAGCUUUCCCCAGUAACAUUUCAGCAACAAGUGAGAAGUUCUUACCUUACUUAGCAAGUUGAUCAAGGGAUGGGCAUGUAGGCACACAUGAGUACACAAAGGUCCUUCCUCACGUUUCUCAGGUGCCAAAUAUGUGAGCUAAGGAGAAAGAGAUGGGUGAGGAAGAGUUCAAGUUCUGGCUCCAAAACCUGUGUUACCCCUGGUUCUAAGGAUCUAAGCUUCCUAAGCACCAAAUCAGGUUAAGACCCUAAGAUCCUAUUUUCCCGGAAUUAGUCAGCACUGAGUUGGGUUGUUUUUUUUGUUUUGUUUUGAUUGUUUAUUUGUUUGUUUUGCGGAUUGUGUUGGGGGUGAGAUUGCUUUCUAAGGAAGAGAGGGUGCAGGAGUUGAGACAUAUAAAGAUGGCAGGAAUAGUUGAGUUUUUCUUGUUGUGUCUCCUUUAAGAAAAUAUCCUAUUGAGACCCAUGGGAAAAUAGACAAAGGGAGAAGAAGAAAGGGAAAGAUUGGUGAAGGGCGCUCCUAUCUCAGCCCUGCCACCCAGCUGGGGGCCCUCUGGCUACCAGUGUCCCUGGAGGGGGUUCCUUGGAGUCAGCUUCUCUCACUAAGGUCGAUUUUCCCCACCCUGCUUACAGCUCCAGAUGUCUGAGGGUCCUGUCCUCAGCUGCCAAAACCUGGGUCCUGGGUAUUAGAGGCAAGAAAGCCCAGAAAUACAGGGACCCUAGGGACCCAGAACCAUGGACACUCUCAAUAGGAGCCAGGUAGGCUCUGGAUGCAAGACCCAAGCAAUGGUGCAGAAAGGACCCUUGGACCUGAUAGAGACAGGCAAAGGGCUGAAAGUGCAAACCGACAAACCCCAUCUGGUGAGCCUGGGCAGUGGGCGACUCAGCACAGCUAUCACCCUUCUCCCGCUGGAGGAAGGGAGAACGGUGAUUGGCUCUGCGGCCAAGGACAUCUCGCUGCAGGGUCCAGGCCUGGCUCCAGAGCACUGCUACAUUGAGAACCUGCGCGGCACCCUCACCCUCUACCCUUGUGGCAAUGCCUGCGCUAUUGAUGGGCUCCCUGUCCGACAGCCCACCAGGCUCACUCAGGGCUGCAUGUUGUGCCUGGGUCAGUCCACCUUCCUCCGCUUUAACCACCCGGCUGAAGCCAAGUGGAUGAAAAGCAUGAUUCCUGCGGGCGGCCGGGCCCCUGGGCCCUCCUACAGCCCUGGCCCAGCAGAAUCAGAAAGCCUGGUGAAUGGGAACCACACUCCACAGCCUGUAACCCGGGGACCCUCGGCCUGUGCCAGCCACAGUUCCCUGGUGAGCUCUAUUGAGAAGGACCUGCAGGAAAUCAUGGAUUCACUGGUGCUAGAGGAACCUGGAGCUGCUGGAAAGAAGCCUGCCGCGACUUCCCCACUGUCGCCGGUGGCUAAUGGUGGUCGCUAUCUGCUGUCCCCUCCAACCAGCCCUGGCGCCAUGUCUGUGGGCUCCAGCUAUGAGAACACCUCUCCAGCCUUCUCUCCACUCUCCUCACCAGCCAGCAGUGGAAGCUGUGCCAGCCACUCACCCAGUGGGCAGGAGCCAGCGCCUUCCAUGCCCCCACUGGUGCCUGCCCGUUCCUCCAGCUACCAUCUGGCCCUGCAGCCCCCACAGUUCCGACCUAGUGGUGCCCGCUCUUCUGAGAGCCCCCGGCCGGGCAGGAAGGGGGGUCAUGAGAGGUCUCCCAGCCCUGGCCUUCGGGGUCUACUGACAGACAGCCCUGCAGCUACUGUCUUGGCGGAGGCCUGCCGAACCACUGAGAGCCCCCGGCUGGGUGGGCAGCUGCCUCUGGUGGCUAUCAGCCUGAGUGAAUGUCCAGCUUCCAGUGCCCACAGCCAACCCACCAGCAUUCCUGGCAGCCCCAAGUUCCAGCCUCCAGUCCCUGCUCCCCGAAACAAGAUUGGCACACUUCAGGACCGCCCUCCCAGCCCUUUCCGUGAGCUGCCAGGUACUGAGCGGAUGAUGACAGCCAGCCCCUCACGCCAGCUGGUGGGCCGAACAUUUUCAGAUGGGUCAGCCACCCGCACCCUACAGCCUCCUGAGAGUCCCUGCCUGGGCCGGCGGGGCCUGGAGAGUAUGCGAGAACUCCCUCCCUUGAGCCCAGCUCUAUCCAGACGGGCUCUUUCCCCCAUGCCCUCCCGGAACACCCCAGAUCCCAAACUAACCAGGGAAGUGGCAGAGAGUCCCCGGCCCCGGCGCUGGGCAGCCCAUGGGACUUCACCAGAAGACUUCUCCCUGACACUGGGAGUACGGGGCCGUAGGACGCGGAGCCCUUCACCCACACUCGGGGAGUCCCUCGCACCCCGCAAGGGCAGCUUCAGUGGCAGGCUGAGCCCAGCCUAUAGUCUGGGUUCUUUGACUGGGGCUUCACCGCGCCACAGCCCCCGUGCCCAGAGGAAGCUCUCCAGCGGGGACUUACGCGCGCCUGUCACUCGAGAGCGGAAAAAUAGCAUUACGGAGAUCAGUGACAAUGAGGAUGACCUCCUGGAGUACCACCGGCGGCAGCGCCAAGAGCGGCUUCGGGAGCAGGAGAUGGAGAGGCUGGAACGCCAGCGCCUGGAGACCAUCCUGAACCUGUGUGCCGAGUACAGCCGGGCUGACGGGGGACCUGAGGCUGGGGAGCUGCCCAGCAUUGGGGAGGCCACGGCAGCAUUGGCACUGGCAGGCCGGAGGUCCUCACGAGGCCUUUCAGGGGCCGUUGGGGCCUCUGGGCGGAGCAAUGAAGAGCCUGGAGGUGCCACCCAACGCCUGUGGGAGAGCGUGGAACGCUCAGAUGAGGAAAACCUCAAGGAGGAGUGCAGUAGCACUGAAAGCACCCAGCAGGAGCAUGAAGAUGCGCCCAGCGCCAAGCUCCAGGGAGAGAUGCUGGCCCUUGAAGAGGAGCGGGCUCAGGUGUUAGGACGAGUGGAGCAGCUCAAGGUCCGCGUGAAGGAGCUGGAUCAGCAGCUGCAGGAGUCGGCCCGAGAGGCUGAAAUGGAGCGGGCGCUGCUGCAGGGGGAGAGGGAGGCAGAGCGGGCACUGCUGCAGAAGGAGCAGAAGGCAGCGGACCAGCUGCAGGAGAAGCUGGUGACCUUGGAGACGGGCAUCCAAAAGGAGAGGGACAAGGAGAGGGCGGAGCUGGCCACAGGACGGAGGCACCUGGAGGCCCGCCAGGCGCUCUACGCCGAGCUCCAGACGCAGCUCGAUAACUGCCCCGAGUCAGUGCGGGAACAGUUACAGGAGCAGCUGAGAAGGGAGGCAGAGGAUCUGGAAACGGAGACAAAGCUCUUUGAGGACUUGGAGUUCCAGCAGCUGGAGCGGGAGAGCCGCCUGGAGGAGGAGCGUGAGCUGGCGGGACAGGGGCUGCUCCGCAGCAAGGCUGAGUUGCUCCGCAGCGUCGCUAAGAGGAAGGAGCGCCUGGCAGUCUUGGACAGUCAGGCUGGGCAGAUCCGGGCUCAGGCUGUGCAAGAGUCUGAGCGCCUGGCCCGGGACAAGAACGCUUCUCUGCAGCUGCUGCAGAAGGAGAAGGAGAAACUGACUAUGUUGGAAAGAAGAUACCACUCACUCACUGGGGGCAGGCCUUUUCCGAAGACCACAUCGACCCUCAAAGAGGCUGAACUGCUCAUCUCUGAGUCCUCGGAGAUGGGGCUGGGGACUGCAGCUCUGGGCCUAUUCCCAGGGUCUUCUCAGGCUACCGCCUCCUCUGUCCCCUUAACCCCACCUGCUUCCACUCAGCUUUGCCCUAAAGCACAAGAGUACCCGACGCAUGAGCAGCUAAAGGCGAUGUGGGGCACCUCGCCCAUGCCCACAGCCCCUGCGCCAGGCCUGCCUCUCUGGGCCUCUGCUUCCCGGGACCUGGUUCCCAUCACCUGCCUUCCUCCUGUGCUGUCCUCUUCCUCCUCCUUCACUUCUAUCACGCCUGCACCCAAGAUGGAGAAGCUGCUGCUCCCUGCUGUAGACUUAGAGCAGUGGUACCAGGAGCUGAUGGCCGGGCUGGGGACGGGCCCCGCUGCAGCCUCCCCUCGCUCCUCCCCCCCGCCUCUGCCUGCCAAAGCUUCCCGUCAGCUGCAGGUUUACCGCUCCAAGAUGGAUGGUGAGGCCACCAGUCCCCUGCCCCGCACCCGCAGUGGCCCCCUCCCCUCUUCCUCUGGUUCUUCUUCCUCCUCUUCCCAGCUCAGCGUGGCUACCUUGGGCCGUAGCCCCUCCCCGAAGAGUGCUCUACUCGCCCAGAACGGCACAGGCAGCCUUCCUCGCAACCUGGCAGCCACACUGCAGGACAUUGAGACCAAGCGCCAACUGGCCCUGCAGCAGAAGGUCGAGUUGCUUCCUGCCGAGCCCCUCCCAACCGACGACCCAGCAGGGCAGCAGGUGAUUGAGGAGCAGCGGCGGCGACUGGCUGAGCUGAAGCAGAAAGCAGCAGCCGAGGCUCAGUGCCAGUGGGAUGCUCUGCAUGGGGCGGCCCCCUUCCCAGCAGGCCCCUUGGGCUUCCCCCCACUCAUGCACCACUCCAUCCUGCAUCACCUGUCAGCUGGGCGGGAGCGUGGGGAGGAGGGUGAGCACGCCUACGACACACUGAGCCUGGAGAGCUCUGACAGCAUGGAGACCAGCAUCUCCACGGGAGGCAACUCUGCCUGCUCUCCCGACAACAUGUCCAGUGCAAGCGGCCUGGAUAUAGGGAAGAUCGAGGAGAUGGAAAAGAUGCUGAAAGAAGCUCAUGCGGAGAAGAGCCGGCUCAUGGAAUCAAGGGAACGGGAGAUAGAGCUACGGCGGCAGGCCCUGGAGGAGGAGCGGAGGAGGAGGGAGCAGGUGGAACGGAGGCUGCAGAGUGAGAAUGCUAGGAGGCAGCAGCUGGUGGAGAAGGAGGUCAAGAUGCGGGAGAAACAGUUUUCUCAGGCACGACCUCUGACCCGUUACCUGCCAAUCCGGAAGGAGGACUUUGACUUGAAGACGCACAUCGAGUCGUCAGGCCAUGGUGUUGAUACCUGCCUGCAUGUGGUGCUCAGCAGCAAGGUCUGCCGUGGCUACUUGGUCAAGAUGGGCGGCAAGAUUAAAUCAUGGAAGAAGCGCUGGUUUGUCUUCGACCGGCUCAAGCGCACCCUUUCCUAUUAUGUGGACAAGCAUGAGACGAAAUUGAAGGGGGUCAUCUAUUUCCAGGCCAUCGAGGAGGUAUACUAUGACCACCUGCGCAGUGCAGCCAAGAGCCCGAACCCAGCCCUUACCUUCUGUGUGAAGACCCAUGACCGGUUGUACUAUAUGGUGGCGCCCUCUGCAGAGGCCAUGCGCAUCUGGAUGGAUGUCAUUGUCACAGGGGCUGAGGGCUACACUCAGUUCAUGAAUUGACUGGGGUGGGCCAACCCCAGGACCCAUGCCUGACCACCUACUGCUCUGCUUGCCCCUCAAGACAGAGUCACACCCUGGGCUCCAGACCUCCCUGGGGCGCUCCCAGAGGCCCUGAGAGGGCGGAGCAUGCCUGGGGCUUUUGUAGCGUUGUGGAAGGAACUCAUCCUGGGAGAUUCUGAGCUGGGCCCCUCAUGCACCAGCCAGGAGAUCAAAGGUAGGGAGGGAGCUUCAUUGCCUCCUGGGAGACUAGAACUUGCAAAACCCUUCAGGGUCCUGCCCUCCCCAGCCAGGGUCCUGCCCUCCCCAGCCCGUGUUCUCUUUUGUAAAGGAUAAAUUACGGUACCAGAAUCUGCCAAAGAUCCCCUCUUGCCUCAGCCCCCUUUGCAGGAGCCUUGGGGGCUAAGCAGAGCCACAUCCAGAGUGGGGUAACAGCUCAGGCAGUGUACUUCUCAAACCCUGCUCUACCCCGUUGUUCUCCUUUGUUUCUAUAUUUUAUUACUCUGCUCAAGGGCCAGAGACCUCAAGUGUCAUCCUUGAGGUCGCAGUCCCAUCCUCUUUUUGCAGACAUAUCACCAUGGUUACGAUAUUAACUGCUUCAUUGCCAUGGUUACAUACUAAUUGCCAUGGCUCCAUGGCUCAGCCCACUGCUUAAGAUGUGGGCCCUCUGAGGGUACGUGCCAUCAUCUCUCCAGCCCAGGCCCUUGGGCAACUCAGGCUGGGGGAAGGUACUGAACAGCUCCCUGCCCCCAGCCUGUCUCCAGGCCCUGAUGCACAGCCUGCCACUCCCUCCUCCUGCCCUGGGCCUGCCCUGUCCCUUCCACUUGUGCCUUCCUUAGAGCCAGAAGGGAUGAAGCUGGAGGAUUUAGAUCCAGAGGAAGAGUGAUGCAGAUGGGAGACAAAGCUAGAAGGACCAUCCUAGGGGUUCUGUAUAGGGAUGAGUUUCUGACAAGGAGAGAGGGCUGCUCCUUCAGGAAACCUGAGCAGGAAAGGAAGCAGCAGAGAGGGAGGACCCUUGAGGUACCAUUACCCUCCCUUCAGCCUCAGAAGGGUAAUGAAAUUGGAGAGCAGAGGACCAGGCCUCCAGCUGUCUGGCCUCAGCCCUUCAUGCCUUAACACUAAGCCCACCUCCCUGUCCCCCUUCCCAGCUCUGGGCCAUGGUUGCUGGACCCAGGCAGGGUAAUUUCAGUAUUUGUAAGCAUCUCAGCAGAACAAUAAAGCAUUUGGAGUAUGUGUUUGAAAGA
Molecule: messenger RNA, 7186 nt
Organism: Hipposideros armiger (great roundleaf bat)
Lineage: Eukaryota; Metazoa; Chordata; Mammalia; Chiroptera; Hipposideridae
Gene: PHLDB1
Product: pleckstrin homology like domain family B member 1
Exons: 26
Coding region: 1341-5945 (1534 amino acids)
Biological process (GO): regulation of microtubule cytoskeleton organization
Cellular component (GO): basal cortex
Molecular function (GO): protein binding
Source: RefSeq, a predicted model, not a curated record